This is a messenger RNA of Nematostella vectensis (starlet sea anemone), 2829 nucleotides long. RefSeq names its product crossover junction endonuclease EME1. NCBI's taxonomy places the organism in Eukaryota, Metazoa, Cnidaria, Anthozoa, Actiniaria, Edwardsiidae. Gene Ontology annotation, biological process: resolution of meiotic recombination intermediates; double-strand break repair; mitotic intra-S DNA damage checkpoint signaling. Gene Ontology annotation, molecular function: nuclease activity; DNA binding. The record is from RefSeq and is a predicted model, not a curated record. The transcript is spliced from 12 exons. Bases 49 to 2199 code for a protein of 716 amino acids. Gene Ontology annotation, cellular component: nucleus; Holliday junction resolvase complex.
GUUUCCCUUUUGGACUCCCUGUGGUGAUAUUAAAGCGGGGAACUCAAAAUGGCGGCCGUCAUGGAGUGUGACAGCAGCGACGACGAUGCAGACCUGAUGCAACCGAUCCUCGCUUUAAAACCAUUUACCGUCACUCAAGAUAUGAUUGACAGUGUCCUUGCUGUAUGUCCGGAUGUAAGUGUGGCGGACACUGGUCGCGAUUUGGAAAUAACGAGGAAUGUUUCGAGCACCAUUAAUCGCAUCUUCGAUGGUCAGUUUCUUUCAGGUUUUUCAACAUCCACCUAUUCUACAUCACACCAAUCUGACUGUCUACCCAUAGCAAAAUUCGCAGAUUCACAAAGAAAAGGAACCUCUACUACUUCCAUUAAGCAUAAUAAAGAUUUGAGCAUAACUGAUAUUGACUCUGACACCGAUGACAGUGAUAUUGUUGUCAUGAAGGGAGACAGAAUAAAAGCAUGCAGUGAAACAAAGCAAUGUUCAACUGACGACAAUCGAGCUGCUGGUGACACAAUGAUGAAAUCUGAUAGCAUUGAAUAUAAUGCCAAAGCAGCAUCAAAGUCCAAAAAGUGUAAAGUUCUAAAAAGAACCAGUAAAAUAUUUGACAUGACUCUUUCGGAGGAUGAAAUUGAUAUUGACUUUAAUGACAUAAGGCCCUCUUUGCAGUCAAAGAAAUUUGAUGAUAACAUUAUUGAUUUGAGCUUCACAGAGGACCUUGAUGUGUUACCAAAAACAAAAUCAAAAGGGUCUUACUGUAGUUGUGAAGGGAACAACACAAGAUGUACGAAUGAAGGAAUUGAUAGACUAGAGCAGUCACCAGACAAGUGUGAGGCCAGAUAUUCUGAUAUAUCGCCGUCAGGGUCAGAUUCUGAUGUACCUCUCAGCAGUGUCGCAUCUUUUUCUCAGUUCCGAGCACCUGCUAGUUUUGAUUCACAGUCCCAAGGGAGUGACAGUGACUGUUUGAAUUCGCAAGACUCACAGACUAGUAGGACUAGUAAUUCUUCAGGAAAAAGGAAAAAACUAACUCCUGAAGAUAGCCUAAGAAGAAAGCAAGCAGCACAAGAUAAGAAACAAGCCAAGGUGAGAGAAAAGCAAGCCAAGCAACAGGCUCAAGAGAAGAAACGACAAGAGAAAGAGAGAGACAAACUAUCAAAAAAGGCUGAGAUGAUGAAUCAGAAAAGCCAAAAAAAAGAUGAAUGUCUGAAGCUUAUAAAAGUUUGCCUGGACCCUAGUCUAAUAGCAACUGACCCCUGCAGUGAAGACCCCAUACUGUCCAAGCUUGCCACCCUAGACGUCGCUUACUCUAUUGAGCCACGCCUAUUCCCUGGCUGUGUGACUUGGCAUAGAGUGCAUCUUCAGCAUCGGGUUGAUGAAGAUCUACAGAUAACAUCAGAGAAAACGUUUGUUGAAGAGGGUCAUGUCCUUGCACAAGUCACUGCUGAUGAUUUUGUCGCCAUGGUGGACACGUACAAGAAGGUUCGCAUGGGUGAUUCCACGUCUAGCAGUACGCUAGAGUCGUUUUGCCGAAGACUUAUGAAUUUGUAUAGUAAAAAGGCCUUGAUACUUGCAGUAAUGGGAUUGGAAAAGUACUUCAGGAAUAUCAAAACGAUGCAAGCUCGUCAAUUCCGAAACGCCGUCCGAGGAGGCACCGAGGUCCCGACGACAGGAAAACAACGGAAGCGAGGCAGGGCAACCGAGAGGGUCCUGGUGACGAGAGUUGAUGUAGAGGAGGUUUUAGUGGAAUUAGAGCUGAGAGUGGGGUGUGGAGUACGCAUGCUCGACACUGCUCAGGAGUUCGCUGACUUUGUUGGAAUGAUGACCAAGUCCCUGGCCGAGGCACCUUUCAAAAAAUCUCAGCCUGAGGCAUUCAGCUUCUGUGUGGAUUCAUGGAACAAAGCAUCUGUCAAGGUGACGAAAGAUGGCGAGGGACUGCUAAAGGCUUGGCAACAGCAGAUCCAGCAGUUUACAAACGUGUCAGCUCAGAUGGCUGCCGCCAUUGUAUCAGUCUAUCCAUCACCCCAAAUGCUACUGAGGGCUUAUAAAAGGUGCAGCAGUGACACAGAAGCUUCUCGACUUCUGCAAGACAUCCCAGUGCGUCGAGGGGCUGGAGCCCUUGCCACCUCUAGGCGUAUUGGACCUGAACUGUCUCGCCGCAUUCAUCUAUUGUUCACAUCAUCAAAUGGCAAGGAAGUUCUUAAGUAAAAUAAAAGAUUAAUACUAGAUAGGCGAUAAGUACAUCGAUGGAGGCUUGGCUCCCUAAAUAAAAAGACUUGAAAGUUAUAUUCAGCACAAUAUCCAUUGUUUCAUUUGACCACUCUAAGAAAAACACAACUUUCACACAAAAUUCAAACAAAUAUAAGCUAAUACAGCCUUACAAUUUAGACUUUGCCAUUUUUUUGCUCCUGUCAAUGUAGCCUAGUCCUUGGCGGGGUUUCCUUUCCUGGCUCCCUGUGGUGUUUUGGGUUUCCUGUUGUUGAUGAUAUGAGAAAUUGGAAAUUGGUUCUCCCUCUCUUGCCUCAUGUUUAACCACAGGAGUCCCAAGCAAAAUGGCAGAGGUGCUUUUAGGACUUUGUUCUAUUUUCUCUUAACUGCCUCUUGAUUUUGAAAAACUAUCUAUAAUCUUUGUACACAUGAUUUGGGAUAAAAAAUGUAGAUGGAGAAAAAACUAGAUUAGGCAAUGUAGAUUUUCUACAAAAUUUAUUUGAAAUUCUACUUUGGAAAGCUAUCCAUAUAUUAAUUGUACAGUAUAGGUAUACUUUUAAAUUCGUACACCUACCUUUCUCAAAAAGUAUAAUGCUUAUAAGCAUAAAUAAAUAAAGUGUAUCAUUUUUU